GUUAUCGGCAAUCGACCAUCGCUAUCGCCGCCCCGCUGCGACAAAAAAAAACCAACCGAAAGACGUGCUCGCUUAAAAAAACGCUUGGAAAACGGUCCGCUGACCUGUGAAAACGGAAAUGUGCAGCGCGUAACGCAAUCACCGUUAACCUGUGUGAAAUACCAUCAACUCGGGGUGAAAAGUCAUCGGAAAGCCGCGGAAAAUGCUCAUGCAAACGGCGUGUGGCCAGCAAAAUCGCUGCAGAGGCACCGCACACACACUCGGCCACCCACACAUACACACCUAGUAUACUCGAAAAUCAGUGCGAAGAAAACAGGAACUCUGUGCCAAAAUAAUACCAAUAUACACCGCCAGUAGCCCUUAGAACAUCUGAAUAAUCGGAUUACGUAUACGCAGUGGUAAACAAGUGGGCACCCAUAGCGAUAACCAUAAUGGCCAAAUACGAUCUGCUUUAUCUAACGGCGCAGCUAUUGCUGGCUUGCUGCCUAAUUGGGAUCCAAGGAUCCAUCCUGCCAAUCGGAAUAGAAUGUGAGCACUUUGACGAGAAGAUGUGCAACACAACCCAGGAAUGUGAAACACGGAUCGAGAAAUGCCAGGUGGAGCCGGACAAAUUUCCCAGUUGCUAUGUCCUCUGGUCGGUCAGCGAGACAACCGGCGUCCUGAGACUAAAGAUGAAGGGCUGCUUCGCGGACAUGCACGAGUGCAAUCAGACGGAGUGCGUGACCAGCGCGGAGCCACGGCAGGGAAACAUCCACUUCUGCUGCUGCAAGGGAUCGCGCUGCAACAACAACCAGAAGUAUAUUAAAAGCACGACGGAGGCAACCACACAAGUGCCCAAGGAGAAGACGCAGGACGGCAGCAAUUUGAUAUAUAUCUACAUCGGCACCUCCGUCUUUAGCGUGCUCAUGGUCAUCGUUGGCAUGGGCCUGCUUCUCUACCGACGCCGCAAGCAGGCGCAUUUUAACGAGAUACCCACGCACGAGGCUGAGAUCACCAACUCGUCGCCGUUGCUGAGCAACCGUCCCAUUCAACUGCUGGAACAGAAGGCCAGUGGCAGAUUCGGCGAUGUGUGGCAGGCCAAGCUUCACGGCCAGGAUGUGGCCGUAAAGAUCUUCCGCAUGCAGGAGAAGGAGUCGUGGACCACGGAGCACGAUAUCUACAAGUUGCCGCGCAUGCGCCACCCCAACAUCCUGGAGUUCCUGGGCGUCGAGAAGCACAUGGACAAGCCGGAGUACUGGCUGAUAUCCACUUACCAGCACAACGGAUCGCUGUGCGACUAUCUCAAGUCACACACUAUUACCUGGCCAGAGUUGUGUCGCAUUGCCGAGUCCAUGGCCAAUGGAUUGGCUCACUUGCACGAGGAGAUCCCGGGCUCAAAGACGGAUGGUCUGAAGCCCUCGAUUGCUCACCGAGACUUCAAGUCCAAGAAUGUGCUGCUCAAGAGCGAUUUGACGGCCUGUGUUGCUGACUUUGGGCUGGCCAUGAUCUUCCAGCCGGGCAAGUCCUGCGGCGACACACACGGCCAAGUGGGCACACGGCGUUACAUGGCCCCAGAAGUGCUCGAGGGUGCCAUUAAUUUCAACAGGGACGCCUUCUUGCGUAUAGACGUAUACGCCUGCGGCCUGGUACUUUGGGAGAUGGUGUCUAGGUGUGACUUUGCCGGACCCGUGGGCGAGUUUCAGCUGCCCUUCGAGGCGGAACUGGGCCAGAGGCCCACGCUAGACGAAGUUCAGGAGAGUGUGGUAAUGAAGAAGCUGCGUCCCCGCUUACUAAGCUCUUGGCGCGCACAUCCGGGUCUUAAUGUGUUUUGCGACACCAUGGAGGAGUGCUGGGAUCACGACGCCGAGGCUCGUCUCAGUUCGUCGUGCGUUAUGGAACGCUUUGCCCAGCUCAACAAAUAUCCCUCGGCUCAGAUGCUAAUCAAGAACCACACCAACAUUGACGACGCCAGGGAGUCGACCAACUGCUUAUAGAAGCGGUACUAAGCCACAGACCAGCCAUAGGUGCUGUGGCCUUAAAGUAAUUCAGUCGUAGCCCCUCAUAUAGCAGCGGAUAGUUUGACAAGCAAGCGCGGUCAUGUGACGUUUCUUAUGUAGCUUAAUAGUUUGUAGUACCAUCAUCAGCAGCUAAAGCUCAGAUUUUAGUAAGGUGGGUCGAUUUAUCAAGGGAAUAUAAAAUAAUUUCCUUUUUUCAAUCGAUUUUGAUUUUUUUUUCAUAAAUAUAAAUCGACCCGAACUGAACAAGGAGCAUUAGAUGUGGUGCUAUGUGCAUAGAUGUGUUAGCAGCUACUCAUCCGACAUUGACUUCAUUGACUGAUAACCAUACAUAGUUUUAUAAAAAUACCAUGCAUAUAACGUACAAUUUGUUUGCCCUCAGGCAGUAGUUUGUGUGCAAAUGUAAUCUGUUGAACAUUAUUGUCAAGCCUUUAUAACUCUAAUUUUAUUUGUGCGUUAUCGAAUGCCUCCAUAUAGUAAUAGUUAUACUUACUCGAU
This is a messenger RNA of Drosophila takahashii, 2492 nucleotides long. It is a transcript of the gene put, whose product is annotated as activin A receptor type 2 punt. Gene Ontology annotation, molecular function: activin receptor activity; ATP binding; activin binding. Gene Ontology annotation, biological process: activin receptor signaling pathway; protein phosphorylation; cellular response to growth factor stimulus. Gene Ontology annotation, cellular component: plasma membrane; activin receptor complex. Lineage: Eukaryota; Metazoa; Arthropoda; Insecta; Diptera; Drosophilidae. The record is from RefSeq and is a predicted model, not a curated record.